GUCCUCUUCCUCCCCCUUCCCCCUCUGCCUUUCAUUCCACUUCUUCCCUCUUGCUAGCUACUUUUCCGCCUUCAGGGUUUUGUGCAUCAUUUGCACAGAGUCGUACAUACAGCCGUGGGCCCUGCAGGUUUCAAAAUCUGCUUCACCUUCCUCCUGCUGCCCCUUUGCUUGGGAAAUUGAAAUCAGAAAGAAGCUGCAAAUUAAUUAAGCAGAUAGAUGGCUCCUGUUUCAUUGCCUCCCGGUUUCAGGUUCCACCCCACCGACGAGGAACUUGUUGCGUACUACCUCAAACGAAAGAUCAACGGCCGCAAGAUCGAAUUAGAGAUCAUACCGGAAGUCGAUCUCUACAAGUGUGAGCCAUGGGAUUUACCCGGAAAAUCAUUGCUGCCAAGCAAAGACCUCGAAUGGUACUUCUUUAGCCCACGAGAUCGCAAAUAUCCCAACGGGUCAAGAACAAACCGCGCCACAAAAGCGGGAUACUGGAAGGCAACAGGCAAGGAUCGAAAGGUGAACUCACAAACACGCGCUGUGGGCAUGAAGAAAACCCUAGUAUAUUACCGCGGGAGAGCACCGCAUGGAACUCGAACCGACUGGGUUAUGCAUGAGUACAGGCUUGAUGAGAGAGAAUGUGAAACUCCUUCAGGAUUGCAGGAUGCAUAUGCACUGUGUCGCGUGUUCAAGAAAAGCAUAGCUAUCGCUCCAAAAAUUGUAGGGCAAUAUAAUGUAGUGGGCACUAGCAGUCAUCAGAUGGGCAGCGAUCACUCGUCGAGCAUGGAAUUAUACUCAGAAGGAAGAGGUGAAGACUUGGAGUGCUCAGACUAUCCAGCACCAUUUGAUAGAUGCUCAACCAACAUAGUUGAUGGAUCCCCCAAUAUGGCCAGUGGAAUGGGAGAUGGACAAUGGACGCAGUUCUUAUCUGAUGAGGCGUUUAGCUUUGCAGCUCCUUCAACAUUUCCCCACACUGGAAGCUCUUCUUACCUUCCAUCCAAGGUAGAUGUAGCAUUGGAGUGUGCUAGGAUGCAGCAUAGGUUCUCAGUUCCACCACUGCAGGUGGAGGACAUCCCACAAUUGGGCAUCACCAAUUUGAGAGGCCCCACACUCCAUGGAAGCGCCAAUGAAGCUGACAUCUUGCAAGAAAUUCUUUCGGUUGCUCAAGCUUCUCAGGAACUGAUUAAUCAUUCCAGCACUACAAACGCAAUAUGGGAAGCAAAUUAUCCUCAACCCAAUGAUUUCACCUUCAUGGUGGACGAUGAAACACUCUACAACAAUCAAGCUAGCCGUGGAAGUUCAUCGAGAUUUAUGGACAAGUAUUGGGAUGCUCAGAAUACCAGAUCCAUGGAAAUAGGAGAUCUGGAUGAAGAGUUCAAGAAUGAGAGAAUGGCAGAGAACUUGAGAUGGAUUGGGAUGUCAAACAAGGAUUACGAAAGGAGCUUCUCGGAAGGCCCCAACACUAUUGUUCCAAUAGAAAACGUUUCAAAUUUUCAGAGGGAGGAAAAUGAGGUCCAAGUAGCAGGAGAUCAAGCUGAUCACUACAGUAACUUCAAGAAAUUCAAUGACAGUGAGAUUGACAACUUCACACUUGGUUUUGCCAAUGAUGACCCCAAUGAUUCCUUCUUAGAUAAUGGUGACAUCGAUGACUUUUCGAGCACUCCGAGCUUUGGAGUCUUCGAGAAGACCGAAGUCAAUCAUGGAAUGUUCGUCUCUACCCGCCAAGUCUCUGAGACAUUCUUUCACCAAAUAGUACCUUCAAAAAUUGUCAAGGUACAUCUGAACCCAGCCAUGAUAGCAAACAACUGCUCGAUAAGAAAAGCCGAUGGCAGAACAAGACCCAAAAGCAGAAGCUCCUUCUUCAGUGAGCUAAGGGCAUUUGCAAGUGACAAGCUCAAGGGAACAACCAAAUCCAUAACUCCAUGGAGGACCAUAGCAAGUGCCAUCCAAGCUACGGUUGUGCUUCUGUUGACAUAUUGCAUUUACUUUGGAGAAAUCGUGAAGAGAGAUGAAGCAUGUUAUGAGAUUGAGCUCUCCGCAACUUGGACAGAUGUGAAGGAAAGAGAAGAAAGAGAGGAGGGUUGCUCUUGCAGAAUCAUGAAGAGGAGAAAAUGUGGAAGAGUACUUCAGGGGGAUGAUGUGAAAGAGAGGGUAUGGCUAGGGAAUUACCCAAGUGGGAACAUUUCUUGUACGUUUUUGAACAAGAUAUGGCUUUUCCUCAGCAUAGCUUUGACUGUUUGCACUGUCUGGGUACACCACAGCAUUCUUUAAUUCCUUUUGGCUUCCUCAGUCUUAAUUGGUAAUUAUUAUUGUAUUUGAUAAAGGUAGCUAGCUGUAAAAUGAGAGAGGCAUAAGUUAGCCUUCUCCAAAUUCUCACAUAUACUCGUCUUAAUUUUUUUAAUUAAUUGUACUUCAAAGACAUUAUUUGGCAACUGUUGUUGAUAUAAUAUAUACUGGAAGUGUCUUUUUUUU
Messenger RNA from Malania oleifera, 2460 nucleotides. RefSeq names its product NAC domain-containing protein 54. The record is from RefSeq and is a predicted model, not a curated record. Gene Ontology annotation, molecular function: DNA binding. Gene Ontology annotation, biological process: regulation of DNA-templated transcription. The coding region runs from base 217 to 2259 and encodes 680 amino acids. NCBI's taxonomy places the organism in Eukaryota, Viridiplantae, Streptophyta, Magnoliopsida, Santalales, Ximeniaceae. The transcript is spliced from 7 exons.